GUAGCCGCUGAAGGGACGUUCGGGUCGUGAGGAAGAAGAGAAGGAAGAAAGGAAGGGAGAAGGGAGAGGAGGAUUCUCCGCGGUCCUCGUUGAACACCUUUCGGGCUGGGGAUGGUGAGGAUGAGGAUGAUGGAGGAAGGCUGGCUGCUGAUGUUGCUGCUGGCGCUGCUCGCCAUUGCGAGAGGCAGCCUCGGGGCUGACACGGAAGAGCGAUUGGUGGAACAUCUCUUGAAUCCCGCGCACUACAACAAGCUGAUCCGUCCUGCCACCAACGGCUCCGAGCUGGUGACUGUGCAGCUCAUGGUGUCGCUAGCCCAACUCAUUAGCGUGCAUGAACGAGAGCAGGUGAUGACGACAAAUGUCUGGCUGACACAGGAGUGGCAGGACUAUCGCCUGACUUGGGUCCCCGAGGAGUUUGACGGCAUGAUGAAGGUCAGGCUGCCCUCCAAACACAUCUGGCUGCCUGACGUGGUGCUCUACAACAAUGCCGAUGGCGUCUACGAGGUGUCGUUCUAUUCCAAUGCGGUGGUCUCCUAUGACGGCAGCAUCUUCUGGUUACCGCCGGCCAUCUAUAAGUCGGCCUGCAAGAUCGAGGUCAAACAUUUCCCCUUUGACCAGCAGAACUGCACGCUCCGCUUCCGCUCGUGGACCUACGAUCGAACCGAGAUCGACCUGGUGCUUCGCGCCGACGUCGCCAGCAUGGACGACUUCACGCCGAGCGGCGAGUGGGACAUCAUCGCCCUGCCGGGUCGGCGGAACGAGAACCCCGCCGACCCGGCUUACGUGGACAUCACAUAUGACUUCAUCAUCCGUCGCAAGCCCCUUUUUUACACCAUCAACCUCAUCAUCCCGUGCGUGCUCAUCACCUCGCUGGCCAUUCUGGUCUUCUACCUGCCGUCCGACUGCGGCGAGAAGAUGACGCUGUGCAUUUCCGUGCUCCUGGCGCUCACCGUCUUCCUGCUGCUUAUCUCCAAGAUCGUGCCGCCCACGUCCCUGGAUGUCCCCCUCGUGGGCAAGUACCUGAUGUUCACCAUGGUCUUGGUAACCUUUUCCAUUGUCACCAGCGUGUGCGUGCUCAACGUGCACCACCGCUCGCCCACCACGCACACCAUGCCCCCGUGGGUCAAGGUCGUCUUCCUCAACAAGCUACCCGCCUUGCUCUUCAUGCGCCAGCCCAGGAAUAGCUGCGAGAGGCAGCGGCUCCGCCAGAGACGGAGAGCCCAGGAGCAGAAGGAGGGCGGGGAGGCGGGGGGCCUGAUGGUGGGGCUCGGCUUGGGCGGUGGCACGGGGACGGCGGGGGGGACUUCAACGGGAGCGUUUGCCAAGGUGGACGGUGACCCUUGCACCUGCUAUGUGAACAGAGCGUCCGUCAAACAGUUUGGAGGGGAUCUGGCAAGCACGGGAGGGGGUUCCACGGACGGUCUGAACAGAAUGAGAGAGAACCGGGAGGGGGGUUCCGGGAACCGUGGCAAGCAAGCGGCGGGGGGUCAGGCUCUGACUCAGGCCAUCCUGGCUCAAGCCUGUCCGGGCUUCGAGGAGGCUGUGGAAGGAGUGCGCUUCAUCGCCAAUCACAUGAAGUGCGAGGAUGAUGACCAGAGUGUGAGCGAGGACUGGAAGUAUGUCGCCAUGGUGAUCGAUCGCCUCUUCCUGUGGAUCUUUGUGUUCGUGUGCGUGUUCGGCACCUUGGGUAUGUUCCUGCAGCCCCUCUUCCAGAACUACACAGCCAAGACCAUCCACAUGCCGGGCUGACCGUCCACACGCUACCAUCACGCUGACGGGACAGCUCCCCGCCGCCCCGUAAAGUGGGAGUGGGGGUCUUACCGGAUCUGAGGGACAGGAUGUGAACACACCAGUUUUGGCCCCGUUAUAGAUUUUUUUUUUUUUUU
Hippocampus comes (tiger tail seahorse) is the source of this 1886-nucleotide messenger RNA. RefSeq names its product cholinergic receptor, nicotinic, beta 2 (gene chrnb2). The transcript is spliced from 6 exons. Gene Ontology annotation, cellular component: postsynaptic membrane. Gene Ontology annotation, molecular function: acetylcholine-gated monoatomic cation-selective channel activity; transmembrane signaling receptor activity. The coding region runs from base 112 to 1749 and encodes 545 amino acids. NCBI's taxonomy places the organism in Eukaryota, Metazoa, Chordata, Actinopteri, Syngnathiformes, Syngnathidae. The record is from RefSeq and is a predicted model, not a curated record. Gene Ontology annotation, biological process: monoatomic ion transmembrane transport.